UAUCAUACGUUUCGAUAUAUAGAUAUUAGAGGCGCAUCUUCUGGCGCGGUGCUUGUGCAGCAAUUCCCUUCUCAAAUUUGUGACCGACUGCAUUCCACAGAGUUUGAACCCAUGUCUUGAAUCCAACAGUCAUCACAGAAUAAAAGGGAGUUGGGCAGAUAGAGUGGGUUGAUUACUGACAGUCGUACGCCUCUUCUCAUUGGCUACCAGGGACUGGCCUAGCACCAUCAACUACUAGCACCUUGACAUCACUGUUUUCCGAAUCCCGUCCCAUGUCGAAUGAUUCCAACCAGCAGCCCUUUAAACACCAUUGAUCACUUUUGUUGCGGGCUUCUACCUUUCUCCCCUCGCCAAUAGUCAUUCGACAACCGGAAUUGAUGGCAUGAUGCGGAAACACGCGAGCUUGACCAAGGAUGAGGAGACCAACGCAGCGGCGUGGGAAGCUGUACGAGGCGCUGGUUGGGGUGCUUUCAAGUGGGGUACUUUCUCCGUUGUAGCUGGCGGCGUCGCGUACGCACUUUCGCCCAUAUAUCGCGGUCUCACGAUACAGUUUAAAAUCUAUAUCCAAAUGUCCGGAAUGAUCCUGGGGUCCAUGAUUGAAGCUGACAAGCGCAUGGUUGGGUACGAGCAUAUGAUACGACACCAGAAAAGGUUAGCAAGGGAUAUGGAGGUGUGGAGGAAGUAUGAGGAGGAAUUUGAAAAUAAGGGAACGCCUGGGGUUGGUUCGGAGAGUGAGGUGACGAGGAAAGAGCCUUAGGUGUGAGGAGAGAACUGAGCAUCUUUUCGGAGCUGGACUUUGUACGAUACGGUUUUU
Molecule: messenger RNA, 814 nt
Organism: Periconia digitata
Lineage: Eukaryota; Fungi; Ascomycota; Dothideomycetes; Pleosporales; Periconiaceae
Source: the annotation of a GenBank genome assembly